AUGCCUCAAGAGCUAUUUGACAUGAUCGCAAAUGAGAUUCCUCCAAACGUCACCAAGCAAAUUGCGAAUGCAAGCUUAAAGCACGAAUGUGCUGACAAUAUCUUAUGGAGGGCUAUUUUUGCCUCUGACGAAUGGAUCAAUUUAGCUGAACACAUCCUGAAAGAAGCGACGUAUAUGAAAGUACCAGGCCCAAUUCUUAUUGGAAGGAAUUUAUCAAGCAUCGGCAACCCAAUGGACAGCAAUCAGCAACAUCAGCACAUCCUCUUAGCGGCCAAUGAUUGGACAGGCGACUUACGCUUUCACCAGGAAGUCUUUUUUAAAUCGCUCAGAAAAGACUACAAGUAUCGCCAGAAAGACCAGAAGGUGAUCUUUCCUAAGGCUAUGCUGAGAACCUUGCCUGACGGUGAGUGUGUGUCCGUUCCAGGCAUUACUCUAUACAUCCAAAACCUAAACGGUGCAGAAGACAUUGAGCUUCCUAGAAAGGAUCUCAAACGCCUGUUCGACAAAAAACUCAUACAAACCCAAUACAGCUCAUCCUCACUGAAGAAAGUGCAGACCAUCAAGGCUUCUGAUGUCUGUGGACUCCUCAAUAAAGGACUUUCCACGCCAGGUGACUUGAGUCCAAUUUGCAGCAUAACAUUCAAGACCUGCAUCGGCCCCUGGCAACUCUCAUUCAUCACCCCGGAAAGUGAGAAAUACGAGCUCAAAGCUGUUUGUCGGAAGGUCGGCUAUGUUACCUUCGUGACUGGAUGGGAAGGUGUCCGUAAAUUCGACGGAAGAUGGUGGCUGUUGGGGAAUAACCAUUAA
Penicillium angulare is the source of this 807-nucleotide messenger RNA. RefSeq lists its product as uncharacterized. The coding region runs from base 1 to 807 and encodes 268 amino acids. The transcript has a single exon. The record is from RefSeq and is a predicted model, not a curated record. NCBI's taxonomy places the organism in Eukaryota, Fungi, Ascomycota, Eurotiomycetes, Eurotiales, Aspergillaceae.